UUCCUCCGUUUCAUUUUGUAGAAAGAAAAAGAAAAAGAAAAAGAAAAAGAGGAAAAGAAAAAAAAAAAAGUUAAUUUGGUUUCCCUCAUUUUUCUUCCCCCUCCUUUCCCCUCUUCCAAGAACUUUCUCUUUUUAAUCCCUCCCACUAUAAUCAAUCAAUCUCUUCUUCUUCUUCUUCUUCCUCCGAUCCAUUCUCUCAAUCUUUAUUCUUCAAUUUUCUUUCUGCGUUUUCAUUUUUAUUCCAUUUUUCGAUUCCUCUUCUUCUUCGUCAGUGCCGAUGAGACCUUUCCAGCCGCCUCCAGGUACAAAUCCUCCCACCGAUCGUACUCGUCGCCGUCCCCAUCUAAAUCUCCAUCUUCCUCAACGGGACAACACAUCUUUGGCUGUUCCUCUUCCUUUGCCUCCAACCUCCUCCAACUCUGCGCCUCCUCCUUCCACCAGUCAACUCCACAACGCCAAUCGCCCCCCUGACCCUCAUCCUCACCAACGUCAACCUUUCACCCUUUCUGAGUUUGAGCGUGUCAGCCGAAUCGGAAGCGGAUGUGGAGGUACCGUUUACAAAGUCGUUCACCGUCCCACCGGUCGUGUUUAUGCUCUCAAGGUCAUUUACGGAAACCACGAAGAUGCGGUUAGGCUUCAGAUGUGCCGUGAGGUCGAGAUCCUUCGUGACGUUGACAAUCCCUAUGUUGUUAAGUGCCAUGAUAUGUUUGAUCAUAACGGUGAAAUCCAGGUUCUUCUUGAGUAUAUGGAUCGGGGUUCUUUGGAAGGAACACACAUCCCUCAAGAACAUCAACUCUCUGAUUUGGCUCGCCAGAUUCUUAGCGGUCUUGCUUAUCUUCAUAGCCGACGUAUCGUUCAUCGCGAUAUCAAACCGUCCAAUCUUCUCAUCAAUUCUCGAAGGCAGGUUAAGAUCGCUGAUUUUGGCGUCGGUCGAAUCUUGGAACAGACUAUGGACCCUUGUAAUUCCUCGGUUGGGACUAUUGCGUAUAUGAGCCCUGAGAGAAUCAAUUCCGAUCUAAAUCAGGGUCAGUACAAUGGUUAUGCAGGGGAUAUUUGGAGCUUUGGGGUUAGCAUAUUGGAAUUCUAUCUGGGUCGCUUUCCUCUUGCUGUUGAGAGGCCUGGGGAUUGGGCUAGCUUGAUGUGUGCUAUAUGUAUGGCUCAGCCACCAGAGGCCCCGGCCACUGCUUCACCGGAGUUCCGCCACUUUAUUGCUUGUUGUUUGCAAAGAGAAGCUCGGAAGAGAUGGACUGCAGCUGCAUUACUGGAGCAUGCGUUCAUAACAAGGAAAAAUGGAGCAAGUCAGUUCCAGAAUAAGCAAGCUCAUCAUCAGAAUCUUCGUCAACUAUUACCUCCUCCGCCUCUUCAUCCUUCCAGCCUUUCUUGAGACAACAAGACAGUCUUUUAAUAUUUUUCUCAUUUUGUUUCUUUUUCUUUUUUCCUUGAAUUACUCUGUCUUCCUGAGAAGCAUGACGACCGCCAUUAUUGUCCUGUAAUUUUUCUGGAAUAGCCCAAGGGAAUGGUAAAUUAUUUGCUGUUUAGAAUCAGUAAAUCAAUCUGUUUUUCACGACAUUUUUCAGAACAAACAAUGCAAAAAUUCUGUAAUCUUUUGCCGGUGGCUGAAAUAUCAAUCAAGCUAAAUCAAAUUCGUUUUAA
Molecule: messenger RNA, 1653 nt
Organism: Cucumis melo (muskmelon)
Lineage: Eukaryota; Viridiplantae; Streptophyta; Magnoliopsida; Cucurbitales; Cucurbitaceae
Product: mitogen-activated protein kinase kinase 5-like
Exons: 1
Coding region: 278-1384 (368 amino acids)
Biological process (GO): protein phosphorylation
Cellular component (GO): cytoplasm
Molecular function (GO): ATP binding; protein serine/threonine kinase activity
Source: RefSeq, a predicted model, not a curated record